CGUUCCGCAGUGGCCGCGUCCAGUCCAACAGUGGACCGUCCCUUCCGUCAGAUCCCUCAGCACACCGCUCCUAAACCGCUCUGAAAGCGCGUGAAGCCCCCCGGUGGCGCGCUGUUAGCCCGCUCCUCUCCGGUCCUCCGCGGCAGCCAGAGCCGAGCAGCGCGCCUUGUUUUCGGACAGAUGUGAAGCGGAGCAGCGGUGAGAUGUGAGGCCAGUCCCCCGCCUUCGUCUGACUAUAGGGACGGCCCCCUGCCCCCUGCCCUCUGCCCUCUGCCCCUCCCCCCGCUGCUCCUCUGAUUCCCUGCCCUUUGCCCCUCGCCCCUCUGCCCCCUGCCAUGGCGUCCAGCGCGGUGCCCAGUGAGGACUUGCCCACGUACAAGCUGGUGGUGGUGGGUGAUGGGGGCGUGGGGAAGAGCGCUCUCACCAUCCAGUUCUUCCAGAAGAUCUUUGUCCCGGAUUACGACCCGACCAUCGAAGACUCCUACCUCAAGCACACCGAGAUCGACGGGCAGUGGGCCAUUUUAGAUGUCCUGGACACGGCUGGUCAGGAGGAGUUCAGUGCGAUGAGGGAGCAGUACAUGAGGACAGGGGAUGGGUUCCUCAUCGUUUUCUCCGUCACAGACAAAGCCAGUUUCGAGCAUGUGGACAGAUUUCACCAGCUUAUCCUACGAGUGAAGGACAGGGAGGCGUUCCCCAUGGUGUUGGUGGCAAACAAAGUGGACCUGGUUCAUCUGAGGAAAGUGUCUUCUGAGCAGGGCCAGGAGAUGGCAGCAAAGCACAGCAUCACUUACAUAGAGACCAGUGCCAAAGACCCGCCCAUGAACGUGGACAAGGCGUUUCACGAGCUCGUCAGGGUCAUCAGGCAGCAGGUCCCAGAGCGACACUUGAAGAAGAAAAAGAAGAUGAAGUGGCGAGCAGAGAGAAGCGCAGCCCACCGCCACAGAAGACUCACCUGCGCCCUCCUGUGACCACAGAUAGAACUGCACCCACACACUCACCUGCACCCACACAGUCAGCAGCGUCCCCUAGUGUCCCCAGCACACUACAGGAGCACAGACCCAGCGCUCUCAUUGGUCUGAGUGGUCUGAUUGAUCUGCACUCUGAUUGGACGCUUGUCCUUUGACGGACGCCUUGAGUGGACCACAGUGAGCUGCACUCUUCUCUUCUCUUGGAUACAUGUCCGUGAUGUUCUGUGAUUGGUCGAUGGGAUAUUCUUUGCUCUGACUGGGUGAAAUGGGCAGGGGCUCGGUCUGACUUUAUUCUGAUUGGACAAGAGGGAAUAAUUCUCCUGUGAAUGGAUGCCACGCCUCUCUCAGUGUUUCUGAUUCUUCAUCAAGGAACAGAUCAUGUCUGUGAUCGACUGAGAUGUCUAUCGGAGCCUCUGAUUGGCUAAGAUAUCUAUCAGAGCCUCUGAUUGGCUGAGACGUCUGUUAUAGCCUCUGACUGGCUGACUCGCCUCUUUCAGAGUCUCUGAUUGGCUGACAGACAGGUUUAAGAGCACAAAAGGAUGUUCACGUGGAGGAAUUUCAUGCAGUGGUGCUACUGUCUUUUUUGUCAAUCACAAUUUUCAGGAAAAUCUCAUUUUCUUUUAUUUAAAGACAAUUUUUACAGAGGGACAUGAAAGUGUGAAAGAAAGAUGCAGUGAAGCAGAAGGGAGGAGCAGGUUUAAGUUCAUGCAGACGGUUCAAACUCUGAGAUCCUCAGAGAUCAGGGCCAUGAUUUUGGAUUAGAAAGAUCUCCUGUUCACCUGUGUCAUAAACCCACCCAGAGCAUUCACAUGAGAGACUGAAAUCUGAACUCAUCCUAGAAUCCCAUGUAUUUCAGAACAUGUCUGUGAGGUUUGAACCACUUCAUAAAGAAACAGCACAACAGUAAACCACAGGAGUCAUCCAUGUUCACUGUUCAACCCUGAAGCUCAAAUGUUAAAGCUGCACUGUCUACCUUUUUUCUGGUCUCCAUGGAGAUGUCAUUUUUUGCCAGGAAUAUUCCACAGUAUGGCAUUUAACUUCUAACCCUCCUUGGAGAAAAGCAGGCGAGGUGACCCGGCUCACAGUAAGAAUUUGUUUGUCAGUGUAGUAUUCUACCAAUAAAAACACGCUAUUAAAAUCAAUGUAAAACAGUGGGGCCAAUCAAAUGGUGGUUUUAAUAAUCGAGAUUUUGACAAAGUGCUAAAUUGUGAAACUGAGGAUUAUUUAAAGUCAAGUUUAUUCCACAGUAACUCUGCACUGUGCAAUUAAACUAUUCACUCAUUCUAACUGAAAUGAUUCUGAUUAGACAGAAAGAUCAGACACAUGUAACUGAAGGCAGGUAACAAUUUUUUAAAGAGGGGAUAUCACGCAAAAAUAAUAUUUAAUAUUUUGUUUUAACUUUGUUGCCUCAUCAAAAACAUGCCUCAAGAGGUUUUAGAUAUCAUCCAUGCAUGCUUGAGUAAUUUAGCCCUGUUCAAACCCUUCUUCUGGGCAGCAGUACAAGCCUGUACAAGACUCCGCCCACAAGCCUACGUCACAAUUUCCCAUAAAUAUACAAAAACAUGAUACAAAACUCUACAGAACAACUUUACAAACCUGAUGCGAAGUGCAGUAGUUUCAUUUGCAGGAUGCACGUGAUUGUGUUGUGAUAGCGCUCUGAAGGGGGAGUGACUUAGCAUGGGUAAUGCUAACUCCCUCCCACUUAUUGUAUUUUCUAAAUUACAAAAGUUAACAUGGUGAUCUAAAUCUGUUCUGUUACACUUAAUAACCCCUCUUUAAAAGUGUAUGUGUGUAAUGUGCAGUGGGUGAGGAGCUGAUCCGGGCCUCUUCUGUUCUGUGUGUGACAAGACUCUGAAUGAUGUUUAAAGUGCAUAUGACAGGUGCAUAUGACAGGUCAGACAACUCUCUGAAACACACUUAACAUGAAGAGAUUUAAGAUUUUACAAAAGAAAAGCUGUUUUGUCAUUUUGGUGUCACUAUCCACUUCUGACUUGGUGGUUGGACACGGGCAGCAGAUAUGACAUACAGUAUGUAGUGAUAUGUUACCUAGCAACCACAUUGUAAACAAGGGCCAAAACCUAAAAAGUCUAAUUUCUACUGUAGAUCUAAUUAGACUAAUAAAUAUACAUGUCAACAUCUUGAUUUAGUAAAAAGAAGGUUUAAAGUGUCAGAAAAAGUCCUUUCUUGUGUGUAAAUUGUCUCUGUACUUUGGAUGGAGUGUUGAUGACAUCAGCAGAGGGAUUCUGUUUCACAGCUCAGAGCUACUUCCUGUAUUUUCAACUCACUGUCACAUGACUGAUGUAAAACUAUGAUCAGUAGUGAUCACAGGUACACUCCCACUUAACUAAAGUCAGUAUUAGAAAAUGAUAUGAAUCUGUAAAAUGCACUUUAAAUUCUGUGGAAGCAGCAAUGAUCAUUUAGAGUUUUUAGACACUUCAAUGUGGUUCUGACACUUUCUCUUUGAUUUUCAUCAGAUACAUCAGAACAUCUGCAGAUAGACACAUUUGACCUGUCCCCAUUUCAAGCUAACACUACAGGGAUACAGGAGGAUGGGAGGGCAUCUGACUCACAGGGAUACACGGCUCAGACUGUUACUGUGCACAGCGCCCCCACAGUCCUGCUCCUGCAUCUCGCUGGCAGCGGUGUGCACUUUUUUCGAAACAUGGUGGUGAAUGUGGUGACGUGGCUUUAAACUCAAAAUGCUCCAAAACCAAAGGAGUCAUUUUAGUCCAAUUGUGAGAAUGAAAAUGUCCAGUGUUUGUCAGCACCAUAGACUCUAUAUGUGUGUGUGCAUGCGUGUGCGUGCAUGUGCGUGUGUGUGUGCAUGUGUGUGUGUAUGUGUUAGGAUUGUAAUUAACUAAAGACAUACUGUAUCUCUCUGUAUCUGACCCACUGCACUCACAGGCAGUGGUGGAGUUUGCUAUUUGGAGGCUCUAGGCAAACUUGAGUUUAGGGCCCUCACUUAUAUGCACCCUUUUUUGUUUUGUUUUUUAAUAUAUUUAUUGUCUGUUUCUCCCCAUUGUUCUUGAGACAUGCACAUCUCUGUUUAUUUGAAUUAUGGUGGAUUGGAAACUUGUCUUAUUAGUUCGGGCUAGAAAACCAGUGCUGAAAGUAGUUUUAUUUUUUUCUUAUGAUUAUUGUUUAAAAGUAAAACUACUCUCAUUUAAUGUCAUAUUGAGAGAAAAUCUAAUUGCUCUGAGGCCUCAACCAUUAGUGGCACUGAGGGCAAUUGGUUGGGGGCCCCUCCAGGUUUGAGGGCCCAAGGCAGCCGCCUACUUUUGCCUAAAGGUAGCUCCGCCUCUGCUCACAAGACGACACCUACAGGGGGAGUUCAUGCAAAAACUAUUAUUUAUGCAGAUUCAACUUGUAAAUCAUGAGUUUAAUCUGACUUUUUACAAAGAAAUACCAAAAAUACAAAAUCUGCAGCUCACUCACUCUCUUCUCCUUUCUGCUGUGUCCUCUAGACGCCCUGACGAUCGAUUAAUACACAUUUGGUCGACUCAGACUCCGUCAGCUGAUUAAUCGACUAAAUGACUAAAAGCCUACAGCCCUAGUCUGUGUGUGUGUGUGGGUGUGGGGGGGUGUGUGUGUGUGUGUGUGUGUGUGUGUGCGUGUGUGUAUAGACUUGUACAUAGAGUCUAUGGUGAACAUGGAGCCGCGGCACAAGUGCUCUUACCCUGAAUGUCACGUCUCUUUAUACUUUUCUAUGGAAUUAUUCUCAGUCUUUAAGUGUUUUUAAAAUGUAAUUUAUUAUUGUAUGUUUUACUCUUCUGGUCAGUCCAGGCACAGUCCUGGUGCAGACCUGGUUUAGUCCUGGUUCAGAUCUAGUCUCUAUCUCUUUGGUUAAAAUAAAUCUCAUUAAAAUG
Molecule: messenger RNA, 4834 nt
Organism: Boleophthalmus pectinirostris (great blue-spotted mudskipper)
Lineage: Eukaryota; Metazoa; Chordata; Actinopteri; Gobiiformes; Gobiidae
Product: ras-related protein M-Ras
Exons: 6
Coding region: 336-968 (210 amino acids)
Biological process (GO): signal transduction
Cellular component (GO): plasma membrane
Molecular function (GO): GDP binding; GTP binding; GTPase activity
Source: RefSeq, a predicted model, not a curated record